Messenger RNA from Endocarpon pusillum Z07020, 423 nucleotides. RefSeq lists its product as uncharacterized. The record is from RefSeq and is a predicted model, not a curated record. Bases 1 to 423 code for a protein of 140 amino acids. NCBI's taxonomy places the organism in Eukaryota, Fungi, Ascomycota, Eurotiomycetes, Verrucariales, Verrucariaceae. The transcript has 3 exons.
AUGCGCCCCUGGGUUCCAAUCGUUCUGGCCUUUGCCGCACUCGUCGCUGCGCAAGGCGGCAAUAACAAUGUCAUCAACAAUCCGGCAUCCGGCAUCCAAGCCGAAGCCGGCCAACCACUGACACUGAGCUGGGACAACCCAUCCAGCGGGCCCCUAUCCAGAACCGUAACCAUCAAGAUCCAAACAAGCGGCGACAUCCAACCCACCGACGGCAUCGUCGUCGCGGAAAACAUCCCCAACACGGGCAGCGCCACCUUCACCAUCCCCGCCGACGUCCCUGUCGGCCAAGUCUACGUCCAGAUCAUCGACGACGCCAACCCCACCGACUACAACUUCAGCGGCGGCUUCCAAGUCCAAGGCGCCACCAACACCGCCUCCCUCGUCGCAUCCACCGCCAGCGCCAGCGCCAGCGCGCGCAAGUGA